Messenger RNA from Schistosoma rodhaini, 3366 nucleotides. NCBI's taxonomy places the organism in Eukaryota, Metazoa, Platyhelminthes, Trematoda, Strigeidida, Schistosomatidae. The record is from the annotation of a GenBank genome assembly.
AUGAUUAAUGAGCAGUUGUUUGAUUAUUCUCAGGUUUCUUCGACAUAUACAGAUAUGCCUAAAGCCGAAGGUUUUAGACUGUACAAUCUACUUUCUCGCCCUUGGAUUUUGAUAUUCUUUCACUUCUUUAUUUUGACUAUUUGUGAGGGCGGAAAUGUUAUUUCAUAUAGUACAAACAUGAAUCAACAGAAUAUUUCGAUUCCGAUUUCAACGAACAUUUCAGGCGUAUUUCGGAGUACAGCUACUUGUUCCUUUCUUAAAACACCCACCGCCUCUGAUACGAAUGGCUUAUUCUCAGAAAUAUUAUUAUCAGAUUCAAAGCCAAAUGGAACCAUCACUUUCCAAUGCUCCCAAGUUGGCCAUGAAGUUCUUUUCUCCUGUCAUGAUAAAGUCAAUUCAAGUAUUUUGUUCUCAAAUAAAAAUUGGAUUCAAUGUAGAAAACCUCCUGUUGUAUCUGUUGCUCCAAGGACAGUUCGUCUCCUGAAGAAACCAACUCCUUUUAAUCAGCGAAUGAUUAUUCUAACCAGUGAGAUUGUUUCAGAAAGCAACAUUAUUGUGACAUGUCUGAAGAAAGAUGAAUCAACAGACAUAUUAGUCUCCAUAAACCCUGUCACAGUAUAUUCUGGAACGUCAACUGGAGUUGUGUCUGUUACCAUUCGGUCAAUUUCCAGUGCUCAAUCAUUUACUAUUUCAUGUAGGGCGCAAUCAAUUAAUGGUAAUCAGUAUACGUCGGCAACAUCUGAGGGAAGCAGUUCAGUGAUCUCAUUAAUCAAUGGAGAGAUUAUCCUUACACCUAAUGAUGUGAAUUUGUAUAGCCUACAGUUUCAGGUUUUAUUAUUUCUGAAUGGAUUAAAUCAAGAUUUAGGAGUCCUUUGUAGCGUUAAUGUGGCUAACAAUGAAACACAAGUCAAUAAUUUACUCAGUGAUAAUACAUGUGGAAUAGUAUCAACUAAUGUUGUACCUUCGAGCAGCUGGUCUGUAACACCUUAUUUAAAUGAAUUUAGGGCAUCAUCAAUAUCAAGUCGUACAGAUUCACUUACACGUUUACUUACAGUAAAACGUAACUCUUAUCCAACAAGUGAAUAUGAUAAUACAAUGGAAAUAUUAAUUUUAAAAUGUUGCAGUACUACGAAUAAUGUUACAAUGGAUCCAGCAUUUGCUAAUAUUGUGACAACAAGUCGAAUUAAUGUUCUACUUAAAUCUCGUUUAAUUGUUAAUAAAGGUGAAGAAUUACCAACAGAUCAAACAUUUCCCUAUCCUGAUCCUGUAUGGACAAACAUUUCUCCCUGUCCCUGUGACCUAACCAUUAAUACAUGUGACCUUGGAUGUCCAUGCGAUAAAAUGUGUUCUGUUAAUCAGUCUACAGUCACGUCAUCAAGCUUUUUUGGUGAUUAUUUCAAUCUACCAAAUUAUCAUAGCUGUGAUUCAAUGCUAGAUCGAAUUGAAAAUCAAGAAAAUAAAAUUGAUUUAAUCAAUCGAGGUUUCACAAAUUUACCAGAUUAUCAUCCACUUCUAUGUGUUGCUGUUGAUAAUAGUGCAGUUCUUGGAAAAUAUCACAGUUCACUUUCACCUGCUCGUAGUCUUAGUGACUUUAAUAAGAAUGUUAAAAAUGCUAAAAUUGAAUAUCCAUUAGAUCAAAUUAGUGAUUCAGGUCUUCGAGAAGUUAUUGUUGAACAAAACAAUGAAAAACAACGUUCAUAUAUAAAUGGUGAUCCAUUACUUUUAAUGAUACAGCCAGUAAUUUUAACAUCUUCAGAUGAUCCAACUAUUCUCGUUAGUCAAUAUAGUGAAUAUUUUGUUUUACCCAAUGAAAUGAACUGUGAUUUAGAAUCAAAUAUUCCUGUAGAAUAUCUUUCUGAUCGAAAUACUUAUAGAUGUCCCAUUGUUUUGUCAGUCAUGCAAUGUCAAGAUGCAAUCAAUAUAAAAAACAAUAUAGGAAUUGGCUGGGGACCAAGAACACUAUUGGAUCGUUUAUUUGCACGUGCUUAUUUAAUUGAUGAUUUAGCAAUAUCAAGAUAUUCUGAACCAAUAUUUCGUUUACGCAUGAAUCGUUUACGUGAUGAUACACCAGUCCCAGUAAAGGUAGAUUACUUAUGUUUAAAGCAAAAUGAAUUACAAAACUUUACAAUGUCUUCUCAGUCAAAUACUAAUGUAGAUCAAAUAAAUCAAACCGGUUUUUUCAAUCAUAACUGUACAUAUAAUGCGACGUCUAAAUUGACUUCAUGUAUCCCAUUACAAAAUUCAGUGAAGUCAAAUCCUUUAGUCCCAACUACCUGUCCCUGGCAUAAUGGCUUCGAUCUUCCACCUGACAUUGAUUUAUUGAAUAAUAUGUGCAACAAUGUUGUAUUGAAAGUGGAUUAUAAAUUUGUUUGGUCCAAUGGAAGUAUACAACAAGCAUUAGCUCAAGUAUAUUUAGCCAACUUACCUGUAACUAGCACUGAAACAACAUAUUAUCAGGAAUAUUCUGUUAAAUUUAUUCAUACUACUGAAGUAGACAAUGAAAUUGACACAAAGCUGCCUUCACACCUUUAUGGUUAUGAGUUGGAUGAUUUAAUUGUAACCGGUCAGGUUACAUCAACAUCUACUCAACGUUUCCUAGUUCAAACAAAUGAUGAAACUAAUAUCAAAUCGGGUGUUAUGAAAACUGGCCCAGAUAUGUUAUGUGAAAAUUCAAAAGUUGAUCAGCUUAAGUUUGGUAAAACUAUGAUCACAUCCUGUCGUGUUCUUUUGGGUCUUAACGAUUUUACAAAUUGUGAUAAACUAAGAAGUCUUAUUAUUGCAAGAUUAAAUCAAUUUAUGCCAAGUGAAGUAAUUGCAACUUAUCCACAAGCAUCUAAAACUUCACCAGAGGAUUGGAUUUUUAUACGCAGAGAUAAUCCUGUCUUACAGUCAUCAACUGGAAACGAUAACACAUCUGCACUCAUUGGCUUCUGUCCAAAUAUAACAUCUACUAUAUACUUAAAAAUAAUCUCUGCAAUUCAAGGCAAAUUACAAGGAAUACCUUUAAGACAAAUUAUAUCUGCAUCAAUUGAAUAUUCCCAAGAAAAUUGGCAAUUCUUAUGUGAUUAUUCAAUGUAUCCAUCAUUUUGUAGAAAUUCAACUACCUUAAAUGAUGUACAAUACUUUUAUCUUAACACAAUUAUUAUACAUUCUGAUAUAUCAGCUAAAGAUGAUCAAUUAAUGAUAAAUGAACAAUUAGAUUGUAAUUUAGAUAAUUGUUGGACUAAUGCAUUUUAUGCAUGGACAGGAUUAAUUAAAUUAUAUCAAUUCACAGGUAAAUAUGAACAAACAUUUGAGAUUGGUGUAACAUUAGGGAUAUCAAGUUUAAUUAUCAUGAUUUUAAUUGUAACUAAGCCUUUCUUUUGA